Triplophysa rosa is the source of this 1392-nucleotide messenger RNA. RefSeq names its product TSEN34 tRNA splicing endonuclease subunit (gene tsen34). Gene Ontology annotation, cellular component: tRNA-intron endonuclease complex. NCBI's taxonomy places the organism in Eukaryota, Metazoa, Chordata, Actinopteri, Cypriniformes, Nemacheilidae. The record is from RefSeq and is a predicted model, not a curated record. Gene Ontology annotation, biological process: tRNA-type intron splice site recognition and cleavage; tRNA splicing, via endonucleolytic cleavage and ligation. Gene Ontology annotation, molecular function: nucleic acid binding; tRNA-intron lyase activity. The coding region runs from base 212 to 1108 and encodes 298 amino acids. The transcript is spliced from 6 exons.
AGAAGAGAUGGCUGUAGUUUGCAGUCACGUGGGUAUUUAAGGAAGUGAACCCACAGAAACGCAUGUGCUAAAUGUUAGCAGGUCGGAUCUUUUUCACCUGGCCCGCUCUACUGUUCUGUGGAUGAUCUGAUGUGGAAUCACGGAGGACUGCUGUUCACCCGUUUCAUCUGGCAGUUUUGGCAUCUUAACCGUGCAGGUACCCUGAUCGGAUAUGGAAGUAAAGGAAGAUGUGGAUGCUGAUGGUGAGGAUCAGUCGACAGGAGACGAUGUCAUUGACAUCAGUUUUUGCGGCUCCACACCUCUGCUGUGGAAGGUGUCAGAUAUAAAGAGGUGUCGAGGUGCGGGUGUGAUCGGGGCUCUUGUGGGCUCUCUGGCCCGUCAGCCUCGGCAGAAUGUGCGGCUGGGCAGACCUCUUGAGCUGAUGCAGGAGGAGGCGCUGAUGCUGGAGGAGACGACCAGUGCUGCAGCAUCACUGCACACUCAGCAGGACUGUGAAGAUGAGGAGGCCGCGAGACAGUACGAGGCAGCGCUGGAGAGCAGUUAUACAGAGCAGUGCACUCUGGCCCUGGAGGACAAGAAGACAGUGCUGAGGAGAAUAAUGCAAGAGAAAGAGAAUGAUACUGAUGACUCCGGAAAUGCAGUCAGAGAUCGUCUUAAUGCCCUGGACCAAGCUUUCAGUUUUCCACGGUCUGCUAUGGCGAUCCAGCUUUGUACAGCCCGGGCCGGCUUCAGCCACUGCCCAGAUGAGCGUAGUUUCCCUUCCACAGACUGGCCAAUGCCUAGAGAUGAACGUUCGGAAAUCAGAUUCCGUGUAUACAGGGAUUUGAGAAGUAAAGGCUAUUAUCUGACCUCCGCAGGGAAGUUCGGAGGAGAUUUCUUGGUAUAUCCAGGUGAUCCUCUGCGUUUUCACGCUCAUUACAUUGCAUUGUGCAUGUCCAUGGAUGAACAGUUGCCGCUCUGCGAUAUUCUGGCUAUAGCUCGUCUGGGCUCUAACGUGAAAAAAACAGUGUUGCUUUGCUCUCCUCAGAAGCCCAGCGAGACUGGAAAGGAUGAGAGCAUAGAGGAGGGUGUGGUGUAUUCAUCGCUGCAGUGGAGUUCUAUGGUUUAACUGGAAUAAACUCGUUUGAUCUGUUGAGGUUGUUGAAAGGUGGUGUGGUGCUAUUGAUGCAGGUCGAAUAACUCUGUCGUGCCUCUAUAUUGUGGAAUGAAAUAAAUCUGAUGGAGUUCUCAAAAUGUAGAGCAUCAUACAAGAAGAUGCCUUGAUAUAAGUGAUGUUUUGGGAAUCUGCUUAAUUUAUGUUUGUGCUGUUUUCUGCCCAAAAACAUUUCAUAUCUUAUUUUGUGCAGACAUUAUUGUGGCAAAAGAAGCAUACGUAUAUAAACACUGGUGUGA